AUGGUUUCCGCCUACACAUCACCCUUCACCAUAGCUUCAACGCUAUUGGCCGUUUUUGUGGCCACUCGGGUCGCGAAGGUCUGGGCCGAUAGGAAGGCUACGGGGUACUUGCCAGGACCGGUGAUGGUUCUGUCUCCCAAUAACGUCCUACAUGCCAUGCUACCCACCAGUCGCUUCAACCUGGGCCUGCUAUGGAGCUGGAUCUGGCGCUGCAAAGUGUACGAACGAUAUGGGUCACAGACCAUCUCUGCCAUCGGGUGGCUCUCUGGCGCGCCAACCGUCUACACCCAAUCGAAGGAGGUCGCAGAUCAUGUUAUUAGCAACAAGGGCCAGUUCGUUAAGCCAUUAGAAGCAUCUUCGUUCAUCACAAUUCCUUUCGGACCCAACGUCCUCGGUUCCGAAGGGGAAGAAUGGAAGCGCCAUCGGCGCAUCAUUCAGCCAGCAUUCAACAAGGAGACAUACAAGCACGUUUGGGAGGAGAGCUAUCGGUUGUUUGAUGAAAUGAGCGAGCAGGAAGGUUGGGACGAUAAGAAAGAGGUCCUGCUGGAGCCGGUAAACUCGCUCACCAGCCGCUUCACCUUACUCAUGAUCGCUCGGUGCGGCUUCGGACACCAUCUGACCUGGAAGAAAGAAGUGCCCGAGAACGGCGAGAUGGAAAUCAGCGAUGCCUUAGAUUGGGUGGGACUGAGUGCGUUAGCACAGUUGAUGCUUCCUCAGUGGGUCUUCAAGCUACCGAUGUCUUGGGUUAAGAAGUCGGACCAGUCUUAUAAGACGGUCAAAGCUUAUCUGGCGGGUCUCAUCGCAAGCAGGAAAGAGACGCUUCUGGCGAACGGCGGAGCCGAUGACCUUCGGCCCGACGUCUUCACUCGUAUGGUAGAUGCGAGCACGAAAGAGGGGAAAGGGUCCUUCAGCGAUGCCGAGCUUGGCGGAAACACGUUCCUAAUGCUUUUCGCAGGUCAUGAUACUACUGCUCAUGCUUUGGACGCCGUCUUGGGAUUCCUUGCUAUCUACCCUGACGUUCAACAAGAGCUGUACGAAGAAGUCAUCUCUGUUUGCUCGUCCGACGCCCACUGGCCCUUCGAGAUUGCCACCAAGCUCCAGAAGCUGGAGGCGGCGAUCGUCGAAGCCGCCAGGAUGUAUCCGGCUGCGUUGCAGAUGUACCGCGUCGCCACCGAGGACACCGUUAUCCCGACCUAUGAACCUCAUAUCAACAGUGGUGUAUUGCCUCUUCAGAAAGGCCAAUUCAUCAGCGUUGAUCUAAUCGGGCUACACUACAAUCCUCGCUACUUCCCCGAACCGGAUGAGUUCCGGCCCUCGCGCUGGUACGGCAAGAACGAGACAGAGUACACUGUCUUCUCAUGGGGUCCGCGAUCUUGUAUCGGACGCAGGUUCGCUCUGACUGAGAGCGUUUGCUUCUUGGCUAAGCUCAUGCGUACCUGGAAAGUCGAACCCAUCCUCAAGAAGGGCGAGACGACGGUUGAGUGGCGUAAGCGUGCCAUGUAUGUACGCAUGACGCUCGCGCUCGGUGUGAGCGAUGUUCCGUUGAGGCUUGUACGCCGCGAGUAG
Molecule: messenger RNA, 1566 nt
Organism: Peniophora sp. CBMAI 1063
Lineage: Eukaryota; Fungi; Basidiomycota; Agaricomycetes; Russulales; Peniophoraceae
Source: the annotation of a GenBank genome assembly